Capsicum annuum is the source of this 1030-nucleotide messenger RNA. RefSeq lists its product as uncharacterized. The transcript has 3 exons. The record is from RefSeq and is a predicted model, not a curated record. Lineage: Eukaryota; Viridiplantae; Streptophyta; Magnoliopsida; Solanales; Solanaceae. The coding region runs from base 384 to 908 and encodes 174 amino acids.
GCCCAGUUUAUUUAUUGAGGCCCAUCUCUUCAAUUCUAACCAAGCAAAUGUCACGUUCUCUUUACAAGAAUACCCAAUGCUAGAGGAAAUAGAAGCAAACUACACAGACAAUGUUUUUUUUUGGCAGUAGCUCCAGAGACAUGGUAUCAAAAACCCCAAAAGAAAAUUAGCCAGUAAGUACGACAAAAAAAAAAUCAAAUACAGAAGAAGGGAAAGUUUAUGUAGAUAUAAAGACAAAUAUAGAAGAAAGAGAAGCACAGAUUUAUGUCUAUCAAGACCAUCAAGACAUACAAUUGGUUGAUUUCCCUGAUGAUGCGGCAUGGAACAUUGAGGAUGCUGGAACUUUAAACUCAGAAUACCUAAAGGAUGGAAGUGAUGAUGACAUGGAUGCAUCAAUUUGGGUCCACCAAAAUAUAAUCAGAAUUUUGUUGCAUUUGAAGACAUCUUGGACUUCAAGUAAUCCCGGUAGAAGAUAUUGGGCAUGUCCUUAUUAUGGGGGUCCAAGAUCUUGUGAUUUUUGGCGUUGGAGGUAUUCAGAAGACAUUGAUCCGAGGUUCAAAUAUGUGAUUCCUAAACUAAUUGAAAAAUUAGGUGAGUUCAAGAAUGUAUUUGAAUCUUGUCGUUUCAAUGAAAUUGAGAAAUUGAUUGGAUUGAGCAAAUCAAUCAAGGAAGAAUCAGAAGAAAAUGACAAACCUAAAGAAUCAAAACACGAUGAUAAUGGGAUUAAUGUGAAAUUGGAGAAGUUGAAAGAAGAGAUUCGAAAAAUCAAGGAGAAAGAAAAGAAUUGGAGACGAAUAGCUGAAGGAAGGACUAGAAACAAUACUCACUUCUUUGUUGUGUUUUUUUGUUGUAUAUUAGUAAUAGCUUUAAUCUAUUUGGUUGGAAUGCUCUAUAUGAAAAUGGUUUAAUGAGGUUACCUUAGCACUAGGUUGCUAAUAUAUGACGUGUUGCAAAUAAUUGUGUUAGAGUAGUGCAACUUCUUUUGUAUUUGGAUUAUCUUAUAUAUAUGAAGAAGAGAAAGGUUGCUAGA